AUGGCCGCCCAUCGAAUCAGAGCGACCAACAACAACAACAUUGCACUGCCACGCUGCAAGUCAGAGGGGACACUCAUUGAUCUCAGUGAUGGAGUGUCUGAAUCUAACUGCCUCACAGACAUCAAAGGUACGCUAAUGAGGUUGAUUGAAUAUUUGAGAUAUUCUGUCGUAGUAUUGAUAAUCUGAUAAAAGAUUGAUAUUUUUUGGUGUUCUGUUUUUUGCAGUGCCUUCUCCCAGUGCCUUAAGACUGGACGCCACUGCCUCCUUUGGCACUGCCAGGGAAGUCGUUGCCAUUAAGGAUUACUGUCCCUCCAGCUUUACCACCCUCAAGUUCUCCAAGGGAGAACAUCUCUUUGUGCUGGACACAUCGGGUGGAGAGUGGUGGUACGCCCACAACAACACUGAGAUGGGUUAUAUCCCUGCGGCAUACGUCCAGCCCAUCAACUACCGGGACUCCUCCUUCAGUGACAGCGGUAUGAUCGACAGCUUAGGAGACUGCUCUGUUGAGGAGGGAGCCAAGGAGCUGGACCUCCUUGGAGAUUGGACCGGUGUGAUUCUGAAACCCACUGCCCCCCAAAACGGCAACCCCUUUGCCCCCCAUCACCAGCCCCUUUGUCGUAGCGCCACCAACCCUUUCCUCAAUGGAGCCUUUCAGGGUUCGCUGGAUCAGAACAGUAAUGAGAACAGUAAGUCAGUGGAUCUUCUUCUUUUUGACACCCUAGCUCCCUCUGUCCCACCAAACUCCACCAGCAGCACUGUCAACAUCAAUGGCUUUGGCAGUGGCAUCUUUGAUCUGAACCCCAUCAGCCCCAGCCUGGGAGUGGGCCAGACCUUACGCAGGGACAACCCAUUCUUCAGGAGCAAGCGAUCCUACAGUCUCUCAGAACUUUCCAUCCUGCAGGCUCAGAAUGACGCCCCACAGGCAUCCUCAGGUUUCUUUGGAGGCCUGAAAGCCCCUGCGCCUGAGCAGUUCCAGAGCAGAGAGGAUUUCCGGGAAGCAUGGCUCAAUCACCGCAAGCAAGCCAGGUCCUGCCAUGACCUGGACUCCUUGGGCCAGAACCCAGGCUGGGGCCAAACGCAGCCGGUGGAGACCAACAUUGUCUGCCGUCUAGACAGUUCUGGAGGAGCCGUCCAGCUUCCAGACACCAGCAUCAGCAUUCACAUCCCUGAGGGCCACGUGGCCCCUGGAGACACCCAGCAGAUCUCCAUGAAGGCCCUGCUGGACCCACCUCUGGAGCUCAACAACGACCGCUGCACCACUGUGAGCCCAGUUGUGGAGAUCAAACUCAGCAACAUGGAGACCAAAACCACUGUCACCCUUGAGAUGAAAGUGUCAGUUGUGGUGAAGAAGGAGAGCAGACAGACGACAGAGGUCAUGUGUGUGAGGAGUGACUGCAAGGAGGGCCCCUACACACCAAUCCCACAGCCGUACAUGUAUGGGGACACCGUCCAGGUCUGUCUGGAUAACCUUGAGCCCUGCAUGUAUGUGUCUGUUGUGGCCAAGGCCCAGUUGGUUGCUCCAGACACCACAGUUUGGGAUAACGUGGUGAAGAAGGUCACCCUGGGCGUCUAUGGGCCCAAGCACAUUCACCCCUCCUUUAAGACUGUGGUGGCUAUCUUCGGCCAUGACUGUGCCCCAAAGACAUUACUGGUGAGUGAGGUGGGGAGGCAGGCCCACUCUGCCCCUCCAGUGGCCCUUCAGCUCUGGGGGAAGCACCAGUUUGUCCUGGCUAGACCACAGGAUCUACUGGUCGGGGUUUACUCCAAUAUGGCCAACUAUGAGGUCAAGGCCAGUGAGCAGGCCAGGGUGGUCAGGGGGUUCCAGGUCAAACUAGGAAAGGUUAGCCGGCUUGUCUAUGUGAUCUCCUCACGCACUGCUGACGAUAUCUCAGAUUUUACAUUGCGGGUCCAGGUCAAGGAUGACCAGGACUGUAUUCUCGCCCAGUUCUGCGUUCAAACACCAACACCUCCACCCAAGACUGGUCCACGGACGUCUGCGCAGAGGCGCUUCCUGAAGAAGAAGGAAGUAGGGAAAAUUGUCUUGUCCCCGCUGGCCAUCACUACCAAGUACCCUGUGUUCCAUGACCGACGAAUCCACAACCUGAAGUUUGGCAAGUUUGUCAAAACAGUAAUCCGGCAGACCAAGAACCAAUACUUACUGGAGUACAAAAAGGGGGAUUACGUUGCCCUUCUGAGCGAGGAGAAAAUCAAACUGAAGGGACAGUUGUGGACUAAGGAAUGGUACAUCGGUUACUAUCAUGGUAGGACGGGACUUGUCCAUGCAAAAAAUGUUCUGGUGGUGGGGAAAGUGAAGCCCAUUUACUUCAGCGGUGCUGAACUUACCACUACACUCUUACUGACGCAGAUACUAAAGCCCAGCAAGUUCCUGACGUACAUCUAUGCCUCUGUGAGGACUAUACUGAUGGAGAACGUAGGAAGCUGGAGGGCGUUUGCUGAUGCCUUGGGUUACGUCAACCUACCACUGACACAUUUCUGCCGUACAGAGCCGGACAGUGAGCCUGAGAGGGUGGCGUCUGUUCUGGAGAAGCUGAAGGAGGACUGCAACAAUGCAGAGGGCAAGGAGAGGAAGUCCUUCCAGAAGGAACUGAUGACUGUAAGUAAUGGCCACAGGCCGAAUUUGGAUCAUGGGUGGUUUUAUCCCCCCCGCCCCAAGUUUUCUGAGCAAAAAUAAUAAUAUACAGUUGAAGUCGGAAGUUUACAUGCACUUAGGUUGGAGUCGUUGAAACUAGUUUUUCAACCACUACACACAUUUCUUGUUAACAAACUAUAGUUUUGUCAAGUCGGUUAGGACAUCUACUUUGUGCAUGACACAAGUAAUUUUUCGAACAAUUGUUUACAGACAGAUUAUUUCACUUAUAAUUCACUGUAUCACAAUUCCAGUGGGUCAGAAGUUUAGAAAAAGCCACUGCUCUUUACUAAGAUUAAAUGUCAGGAAUUGUGAAAAACUGAGUUUAAAUGUAUUUGGCUAAGGUGUAUGUAAUCUUCCGACUUGGGUGAAUUUUGGCCCAUUCCUCCUGACAGAGCUGGUGUAACUGAGUCAGGUUUGUAGGCCUCCUUGCUCGCACACGCUUUUUUAGUUCUGCCCACACAUUUUCUAUAGGAUUGAGGUCAGGGCUUUGUGAUGGCCACUCCAAUACCUUGACUUUGUUGUCCUUAAGCCAUUUUUCCACAACUUUGGAAGUAUGCUUGGGGUCAUUGUCCAUUUGGAAGCCCCAUUUGCGAUCAAGCUUUAACUUCCUGACUGAUGUCUUGAGAUGUUGCUUCAAGAUAUCCACAUAGUUUUCCUUCCUCAUGAUGCCAUCUAUUUUGUGAAGUGCACCAGUCCCUCCUGCAGCAAAGCACGCCCACAGAAUGAUGCUGCCACCACCGUGCUUCACGGUUGGGAUGGUGUUCAUCGGCUUGCAAGCAUCCCCCUUUUUCCUCCAAAAAUAACGAUGGUCAUUAUGGCCAAACAAUUAUAUUUUGGUUUCAUCAGACCAGAGGACAUUUCUCCAAAAAGUACGAUCUUUGUCCCCAUGUGCAGUUGCAAACCAUAGUCUGACUUUUUUAUGGCGGUUUUGGAGCAGUGGCUUCUUCCUUGCUGAGCGGCCUUUCAGGUUAUGUCGAUAUAGGACUCGUUUUACUGUGGAUAUAGAUACUUUUGUACCUGUUUCCUCCAGCAUCUUCACAAGGUCCUUUGCUGUUGUUCUGGGAUUGAUUUGAUCUCUAGGAAGCAGAACGUGUCUCCUUUCUGAGCGGUAUGACGGCUGCAUGGUCCCAUGGUGUUUAUACUUGCGUACUAUUGUUUGUACAGAUGAACGUGGUACCUUCAGGCGUCAGGAAAUUGCUCCCAAGGAUGAACCAGACUUGUGGAGGUCUACAGUUCUUUUUCUGAGGUCUUGGCUGAUUUAUUUUGAUUUUCCCAUGAUGUCAAGCAAAGAGGCACUGAGUUUGCAGGUAGGCCUUGAAAUACAUCCACAGGUACACCUCCAAUUGACUGAAACUAUGUCAAUUAGCCUAUCAGAAGCUUCUAAAGCCAUGACAUCAUUUUCUGGAAUUUUCCAAGCUGUUUAAAGGCACAGUCAACUUAGUGUAUGUAAACUUCUGACCCACUGGAAUUGUGAUACAGUGAAUUAUAAGUGAAAUAAUAUGCCUGUAAACAAUUGUUGGAGAAAUUACUUGUGUCAUGCACAAAGUAGAUGUCCUAACUGACUUGCCAAAACUAUAGUUUGUUAACAAGUAAUUUGUGGAGUGGUUGAAAAAUGAGUUUGAAUGACUCCAACAUAAGUGUAUGUAAACUUCCAACUUCAACUGUAUACAGUACCAGUCAAAAGUUUGGACACACCUACUCAUUAUAGGGUUUUUCUUUAUUUUUACUAUUUUCUACAUUGUAGAAUAAUAGUGAAGACAUCAAAACGAUGAAAUAAUACAUAUGGAAUCAUGUAGUAACCAAAAACUGUUAAACAAAUCAAAAUAUAUUUUAUAUUUGAGAUUCAUCAAAUAGCCACCCUUUGCUUUGAUGACAGCUUUGCACACUCUUGGCAUUCUAUCAACUAGCUUCAUGAGGUAGGCAACUGGAAUGCAUUUCAAUUAACAGAUGUGCCUUCUUAAAAGUGCAUUUGUGGAAUUUAUUUCCUUCUUAAUGCGUUUGAGCAAAUCAGUUGUGUUGUGACAAGGUAGGGGGGGGGGGGUAUACAGAAGAUAGCCCUAUUUGGUAAAAGACCAAGAGGAUAAGUUCAUUAGAGUUACCAGCCUCAAUUGCAGCCCAAAUACAUGCUUCACAGAGUUCAAGUAACAAACACAUCUCAACAUCGACUGUUCAGAGGAGACUGUGUGAAUCAGGCCUUCAUGGUCGAAUUGCUGCAAAGAAACUAUUACUAAAGGACACCAAUUAGAAGAACAGACUUGCUUGGGCCAAGAAAUACGAGCAAUGGACAUUAGACCGGUGGAAAUGUGUCCUUUUUUCUGGAGUCCAAAUUGGAUAUUUUUGGUUCCAACUGCCGUGUUUUUGUGAGUGUGGGUGAACAGAUUAUCUCUGCAUGUGUAUUUCCCACCGUAAAGCAUGGAGGACGAGGUGUUAUGGUGUGGAGGUGCUUUGCUGGUGACACUGUCUGUGAUUUAUUUAGAAUUCAAGGCACAGUUAACCAGCAUGGCUACUACAGCAUUCUGCAGCGAUACGCCAUCCCAUCUGGUUUAGGCUUAGUGGGACUAUCAUUUGUUUUUCAACAGGACAAUGACCCAACACACCUCCAGGCUGUGUAAGGGCUAUUUUAGCAAGAAGGAGAGUGAUGGAGUGCUGCAUCAGAUGACCUGGCCUCCACAAUCCCCCGACCUCAACCCAGUUGAGAUGGUUUGGGAUGAGUCGGACUGCAGAGUGAAGGAAAAGCAGCCAACAUUUGCUCAGCAUAUGUGGGAACUCCUUCAAGACUGUUGGAAAAGCAUUCUAGGUGAAGCUGGUUGAGAGAAUGCCAAGAGUGUGCAAAGCUGUCAUCAAGGCAAAGCCGUGGCUAUUUGAAGAAUCUCAAAUAUAAAAUAUAUUUUGAUUUGUUUAACACUUUUUUGGUUACUACAUGAUUAAUAUGUGUUAUUUCAUAGUUUUGAUGUCUUCACUAUUAUUCUACAAUGUAGGAAAUAGUAAAAAUAAAGAAAAACCCUGGAAUGAGUAGGUGUGCCCAAACUUUUGACUGGUACUGUAUAUAUAUUUUUUAUUCGUUGUUGGACAUAAAAUACUUUCAAGACACCAGCAAAUCAGCUUCAAGUGAUUACAAUUUUGGAAAUCUGUUCCCAAGUAUUCCCACGCAUAAUAGAGAGACGUGAUCGUAUACAAAUGUAAGCAAAGUUGGAAAUUAUUAUGUUUUAGUCAAAUAUUAUAUAUGUUUGGGCUUCUUGUGGUCAAUUUGCAGUCUACAAAUUAUUUGUCAUUAUGUUCCGGCCCCCCGACCAUCCGCUCAAUAAAAAAUCUUCCCGCGGCUUAAUCUAGUUGAUGAACCCUGGCCAAGGGCCUUGAGGUCUUUUUUCUAUUUUGUCGCAGAUGAGUUAGCGUUUCCUUUCAGUUAUUCUUCAGUCUUAAAUAUCAUAUCGAAGUAAACUUGGAGUCACGCGAUGAUAUUGUGUGGUCCUCCCACUACGACUCAGGAAAGCAUGCAGUACAUUAGUCUACAGAUUAAAUAAAUUCUGAAGAACUUCACUGGGUGGUGAAUGUGCAUGGUGAUGAGGUUGAUGUGCCUUUCUAAUAAAUAUUGAGGGUCUUAUUCUGAUGACAUGAUGAUUGAGCUGGGCUGCCAUUUGACAUAAAAAGAAUCUUGCUCUUUUUGUCCAUAAUAAUCUCAUCAUGUAGGCCAGUGUUUCCCAACUCCAGCCCUCGAGUAACCCCAACAGCACACAUUUUUGUUGUAGCCCUCGACAAGCACACCUGAUUCAACUUGUCAACUAAUCAUCAAGCCCUCAAUGAGUUGAAUCAGGUGAGUUUGUCUGGGGCUACAACAAAAAUGUGUGCUGUUAUGGAUCCUGGAGGACUGGAGUUGGGAAACACUGAUGUAGACUAUACCCACACUGUAUCUGCAAGCUGUUGGCUAGAGUGCACAUGCCAAGACCAGAGUGGGCACAUUCGCUAUAUAACGCAUUUUGUUUUUGACAAAACCAUCAGUAGAGUUGAAAAUGCGGGAAUUUAACCGCAAAAGUUAUUUUAUGUGCACUUCGUCAUCACGCACAGCCUUUUAUCCGCAACAAGUCAAUUUGAUGGAAUCACUUUGCUGGUGGGAAAAUGUGCAUAUUGUUUUUAUGCAGAUUUUAUAAUAUUUGCAGGAAAAUCUGUCACCAAUUGGAUGGAAACCUAGGUUAUGUGUUUAUAACUUUUGUUUCUUCUGUUUGUUCUAGUUUGCAUGUUUGUGUCUUGUGUUUGGUCUUGUGUGUGCACUGUGCCUGCACCUGUCUCUGUCAUUGUGUGUCUAGCUUUGGUAUUUUUCAUGUCAGUCGUGGCUUUGGUUCCUUAUCUACUUACAGCUGAUUGAGGCUAUGGUCCAGUGGGCUAAUUCUGUUGAGAGUGCAGUCAAUAAGUGCUGCGUGGGCAUCAGGGUCUAA
This is a messenger RNA of Coregonus sp. 'balchen', 7080 nucleotides long. The record is from the annotation of a GenBank genome assembly. NCBI's taxonomy places the organism in Eukaryota, Metazoa, Chordata, Actinopteri, Salmoniformes, Salmonidae.